Molecule: messenger RNA, 342 nt
Organism: Corylus avellana
Lineage: Eukaryota; Viridiplantae; Streptophyta; Magnoliopsida; Fagales; Betulaceae
Source: RefSeq, a predicted model, not a curated record
AUGGCUCUUCUGAGGAGACGACCAUCAAAUGGUUACUCAAAGAUCGACAAUGAAGACCCAGAAGAGAAAAAACAUCAGCUGGCGCAGUUCUUGAUCCAGAAAGUGCUUUUGCAGGCGGAUUCUCGAAGAAGAUCAUGGGUUUUGAGAAUCAGGAUUUGUAGGUUGAAGGUUAAGAUUGGGAGGAGAUUAAAGAAGCUGAGGAAGGUUUGCAUGUUGUUUGGCAUAUCUGCGGCAAGAGUCGGUGCACACAAACGAGUUAUCAGCCAUGUGAAAAAAUGGCAGCGCCUGUUUCACCGUGGAGAGACAGAGACCCUUGUUAGGCUGCCUUCUGUGUUCACUUGA